Molecule: messenger RNA, 6248 nt
Organism: Toxoplasma gondii ME49
Lineage: Eukaryota; Apicomplexa; Conoidasida; Eucoccidiorida; Sarcocystidae
Product: WD domain, G-beta repeat-containing protein
Exons: 16
Coding region: 897-5654 (1585 amino acids)
Biological process (GO): COPII-coated vesicle cargo loading; endoplasmic reticulum organization; endoplasmic reticulum to Golgi vesicle-mediated transport
Cellular component (GO): endoplasmic reticulum exit site; COPII vesicle coat
Molecular function (GO): protein binding; structural molecule activity
Source: RefSeq, a predicted model, not a curated record
GGCGGUGUUGCUGUUUUGCAGAGAAACGGAAACUGUUGACCUCGGGCCCUGCGAGAGCUGUACGCGUCGUAAUGCUGUGCGUGAGGGUAGUUCAGGAAAAGGCACGGAUCUUAGACCGAAAUCCGAAGUUAGUGUACCCAGAUAUUGUCGGCAGCUGGUGCGGUGGUGUACAUACACCCCAAAAAGCCAGAGCUUUUUUGUGUGUGCCGUCGGAUAUCAGGACAUCGUGGAUUCUUCACAUUCUCUGAAUCCAUGUGCAGUUUCCGCCUAGUUUCCUCAUGUGCCUUCAGCAGCUUACCACUUUCUUUCCGUGUACUGGUCGUCUGCUUUUCUGCUGACUGUGUUAUCUGCGGUCGUCUUCCUCGGAUCUCCUCUUGUCUUCACCUCAGCGUGUACGAUGCUCAGGGACCCCCGUCUCUAUCACGCCAGGCAGAAGUGUUAAUCUCUGGAUCUGAAUGCUCGUUUCGAAGGAGGCAUUUUCGAAAUGUGCUAGUUGACGUCCUGUACUGUUUUUAGUAUCGUGGUGUGCUGUUGUUUUCACCAGUAGCCGUCAGGUUCAAGCCGUAUCUGAGUGACAAUCGAGGAGGCUGAAGUCUUAAAACCGGGUCUUCCAUUUCGUCUGACCCAUAGAAUCCAGAGGUCUCCCUCUUUGUUUUUCCCCCAUUCAGUUGUUUCCCCCGUUUUUGGGAUGUUGUUGAUAUGCAUAGUUCCUCUUUACGCGUCGCUUCCGUCUGUUUCUCGAUAUUGGCGUUUUGUUGCCGCUGUUACACCCCGUCCGUAAGUAGAGUAAUUUGGACUCCUCGUGGAACUCUUCCAACAAGCAAGCACCCUUCCAGCUUGAUAUAUCGUCACCAGUAUUUUCGGUGGCCCUUCACUGACUUUCGCCAGACAGAAACAUGGCACUGAAGGAGGUGUGCCGGAGUGCUUGUAUUGCGUGGGGGCCGCCCACACGAGGGCCUGCCCACACAAAAUGUGCGGCGUCGCAGGAAGAAAAAUCUACCAGUUCUGGGUCCUCUCUACAGAGCCACCAGCUGUACUUAGCCCUGGGCACGAUGGGCCUCGAUCCACACCUUGAACUGGCCACCGUCGACUUCGCCUCUUCUUCCACGGCGCUGCCUGUCGUGGCUUCCGUGUCCGCCUCUUCACCCUUUCAGUGCAUCGCGUGGGGAAGCAGUGGCCAGAAUAAACUUGCAGGAGUCGCUGGAGAACACGGGAAUGGAGUGGGUGUUGGCGAACGUGCUCUGGGGCUUCUUGCGGGUGGCAUGGCAGAUGGAGACGUCACCCUUUGGGAUGCUGAGGCCAUCUUACGUUCGGGCUCGCCAUCCGGAUCCGAGUUAUCGUCUUUCGGGAGCGCGAAUGGUACCGGCGAAGCGUCCGGUUCUGCCAAAGGCCUCCUUGCUUCGGUGCCUGUACACCGGAAUCAGCGGGUCCACUGCAUCCACUUCAAUCCGUCACGGCCGUCACUUCUCGCGGCGGGAGGCAGCAGCGGGAGUGUGUCCAUCCUCGAUGUCGAAAAUGUCUACGACGUCGCGGUCUAUGAGCCCGGCGGAGAAGGCCAGGGUUCCAACAGUGGAGCAUCUGGCGAUGAGUGCACAUCCCUCGCCUGGAACCGCGUCGUGCCUCACGUCCUCGCCACUGCGUUUAGUUCAGGCACCACUUCCGUGUGGGAUCUGAAGCAGCGAAAGACUGCUGUCAGCUUUUGCGACCCCACACAUCGUCAAAGCCGCCCCAGCUCGGUCGUUUGGCUGCCGAAUCAGGCGACGCAACUUCUGCUCGCGUACGACGACGACAGGCACCCCGUUCUCCAGCUGUGGGAUUUGAGGAACUCUUCUUACCCUUUGCGUGAGACAGCCUCCGACGGCGUGUAUGGACACACGCGGGGGAUCGUCAACGCCGCUCUGAACCCGAUGGAUAGUCGCAUGCUGCUAACCAGCGGCCGCGACAAUCGCAUUGUGUGUUGGUGGCUGGAGGAAGACGCCUUUCACACGCAAGGCGGGCAGAGCCACCCUAGUAGCGGCUUCAGCGUUUACAUGCAGCAACAGACUCAGGAGCCGUAUGUGCAGCUGCAGUGGGCUCCGUCGUCGACGCCCGGCGUGUUUGCCGCUGCGGCCCCAAUCCGCGUGUGCAUCAAAGGCCUAGGCAGUGGAGGCGUCUCAACUGGGGAUUCUGGGUUGCCCGGCCAGCAGCAGCAGGGCCUUGCGGGAGGCGCGGCCGAGGGCGGAUGGAUGAUGGGACCUGCGCACGACAAAUACAUCCCUUCGUGGUUCAGGCGCCCUCGAGGAGUUCAUGUAGGAUUCGGGGAGGACAUCGCCUUCUUCGGACCCGACAGCACUUCGGUGGUUUGCGCGGCCUUGGGUGUGCCGCCUCCUGUCGUGGCGUCUGCGACGGGGUCUGCUGAAGCGGAGGCGUCUUUGAGAGAAGAAGAACGCGAACUCCUUGGACAGCAUGGAGAGUGGAGAGAAGAAGAGAAAGAACUCCAGCAAGAGGCUCUCAAACUCGACGAUCAUCUGCAGCGCGGAGACUGGCACCAGGCGUGUGAAGAGGAGCUACGGAGACUGAGGGACAAGUCUGACGUCGCGGAGACAGAGCAGAAGAUGCCGGAGAAAGUGUGGAAUCUCCUCAUGAGGCUCUUCCAACAGCCGCGCUCGUCUGCCCUCGUGGAGGCCUUCACACUGCCUGAGAGCGAAGUAGUCAAGCGUGUCGAGGCCUUUCUGGGGCGCCCUUUGCCCUUGAAGAAGAAAGAAACGGAAAGCCAGCAGAUGCAGAGCAGCGUGGCCGCCUACCCUCAGCCGGGUCCGAUGUCUCCUGCUGCUGCUCCGACCUACGGACAUCCCGGUGUCGCCCCGCCAGGCUCGUAUUUAAGGCCUUCGGCGUAUCCACAGCAGCAGCCUCUGUCAAGUGGAUCCCCUAUCUACGGCGGCAACCAAGUGGGCCCUGGGGGCAUGCAGGCGGCUCUCCCUGCCGUGGGCGCGAACGUUGGGAGCGUGGCUCAGGGCAACGGUUUCUACGGCGCGCCACAAGUCAAUGGAGUCGAGCCGCAGCAGGCCUUCCGCCAGGAGGAAGUCGACCCAGAGAAGUUCUUUCUUCAACUCAGCUCGGGGCCUGAGAACGAGAAGCGACCGUGUGCAGGCGAAGGGCGAGAAAGCUCAGCGGGACGAGAAGGAGAGGAAGACGGGCGGCUCUCUUCUCAGCAAGGUGGAGAGGCCGAGCGGGCCAAGAGCGCUGAGGAAGUCGAGUCUGAGAAGGCAGGCCAGAAGCUGUGCACCUCGCGCCUGGGCUCCUCCCAGAGUGGCCCGGUUGACUGGAGCUCCGAGGUGGGCUCUCUCGUGCGCGCGUGCCUAUUGUGCGGUUGUCUGGAAGGAGCCAUUGAGCUGCUUCAGAGCUACGGGAGCGAAGCAGACGCUCUUCUCCUGGCGGCGGCUGCGGCCGGUGCAGGGUCCUCCGCGACUCAGGGAAGCCGAGCGAGUUUCGCAGCCGUGGCAGGCGCAAAUGGGGCUUCUCUGUGGCGCUCUGCGUGUCGCGCGUACAUCGAGAAGAUAGCCGAUCCGUUCAUGAAGCUCGUGGGGUACGUGAUACUGGAGGACUUCCCGGCCCUGAUUGCGGCGGUCCCGGUCUCCGCACCCCACUCCUCCGAGCCGUGGCGCGACGCCCUUGCCCUGCUGUGCUGCUACGUAACUGACGGAACGCAGUUAGCGAGCCUGUGCCGCCAGCUAGGUGACCGGCUUAGCGCCAACGGCUCCGACGUCUUCGGUGCGCUCUUCUGCUACUUCUGUGCGGGGGACUUCUCCGGUGCUUGCCGCAUUUGGAGACAGGAUCUCCAGCGCUGUCUGAGUGGCAAAGCAGGGGCGUUUGAGCAUGCAGAGAAGCCGACGCGCAGCCGGAGUGUCUGGCUCGGACGCCACUUACUCGCCACGAUGAAACGCAUGCUCAUUUUGAGGGCGGCCCUUCGCUACGGGGAGCCCUGCGUCGAGUUCGAGGAAGUCGCUGUGACGUACGCCUCCUACCUGUCGUCCGACCCGGCGCUAUUCGUCCCCGCGAUGCGGCUCCUCGUCUCCACAUGUGGCGUGGGUGCGAUGGCGGCAGGCGCCCGUGGAGUCCAAGGCGAGCUAAAGGGACACCCGGGCGCCGCAGGCGCGUCGGACGUCCGCGCAGCUGCGGCGACCCUCGCCUUCCGCCUCUUCCACGCGCAGGCUGAACAAAUGCAGCGUUUCGGCUUCUUCCCGCCCCCCUCGCCCUUCGAGGGCAAACUCGCCCCAGGGGCCCCGGGCCUCAAGCAGCCGGCACGAGCUUCCGGCGCUGCAGCUCCGGAGCCGCAGGUCGGGCUCCACGGCGAUCCGUCUCUGAGUCAGCGCCAGGCACAGCCCCCGAUGACGGGAGGACAGAGAGGAUCCGUCGCCUCUGUGGGGUCGGCUGUUGACAACCGAUUCCCCUCCUUCCCGCCGAAAGGCACCGGACCCCAGGCCCCGCCUCCGAUCCAUCCCGGAGUGCAGCCGCCCUCAGCAGACCAGCACCGUAUAGCAAACCCGGUGGGAAUGGGUCCUUCCCCGCCAGCAGCUCCCUUCCAUCAGAUGAAUGGCUACGGCGGAGUGUCGCCGCCUGCGGCCGAAGGCGGCCCGGUGCAUCCUCCGUCGUCAGCGUUUGGCGCGACAGGUCAGCCUGCUGUCCGUCCUCCCCUCGCUUCCAAGCCGCCACCAGUGUCCUCGCCCUUCUAUCAGGGAGCGCCUUCAACCACUUCUCAACCCUCAGCAGGGCCGAUGCCGCCGGCUGCGAGCCAGCCGCCCCAGGGCCCGUACCCGCCGGCCCACCCUUCGAAUGCCGGUGUGGCUCCGCCGUGCCCCACGUCGCAGGGCCCAAUGCCUCCGUCCCAUGGAGUGUCUCCUUUGGGAGGGCCGGCGCCUCCGGCUGGAGGCCUCUCGCACGUGCACCCGGGCUCGUCUCCGUCUCCACCGCCUCCGCAGAUGACGCUGCCGCAAGCGAGCCACGGGACGUUCCCGCCGUCGGGCCUCCAGCAAGGCAGAGUGCCUCAGGGGCCACCUGGCCCGUUCGAGGGAUCUGGAAACCCGCAGGGCGGCUUCGGCAGUUUGACUGGGACACAACAGCUGCCGCUGCCGCCGCCUUCGAUGGGAUCCGCUGGCGGUGUGCCGACUCUGCAGCAGCAGCAAGCUGAAGAACAGCCAAUCCCUGCCUACUCGGCUCCCACGGUCGGCGCGCAGCCUAUCAAGCCUGGGAUGCCUGUUCCCUGGCCCAUUCCUACGUCUGCUCAGCUGAACUCGAGAACCACAAAAAGCACUUACGCGGCGAAUGUUAAUAUUCAUAAAGCGACGGAGAAGCCCGAUGGUGCAGGCGCGCUGUCGCCACCAAUGCCGCCAGAGAAACAGGCUUACGUACAACGAGUCAUUUCUCAGUUGCUGCAGUUCCAGACAGGCGCAGCCGCAAACGAUUUGAACCAGAAAAUGGAGGAGCUCUUCAACAAGAUGCGAUCCGGAGAGCUGAGCAGCUCUGCUAGUCAGCGUUUGGUGCAGCUGUGCGAACUGGUGGAACAGCAACAACACAUCCAAGCUCAGAAGGUGCAUGCGGAGCUUUCCUCUACUGAAUGGGGCACCAGCAACAAGGGUUGGCUCAUGGGCUUGAAAAGACUGCUUCCGAAACCCUGAGGAUUCCAAGUCUCUCAAUGUGUGGAGAGUCCGUUGAAAGCAACGUUCCCGUUGUGUAUGUCACUUUGCAGCACCGGCUACCGUCCCGAAAUCGGCCGCUAAGACGUGAAAGAGUUGAGUACAUUUUCGGUUGUAUUCUAUCUUCAUAGAGAUGCGACCUACAGUCUUUAGACAAGAAGACCCUUCUUUCGUGUGUACGUUCUCGAGUUUUGAUGCUUCGGGCAAAGCCGUAGGGGCCUUUUCGAGGCUGUUCUGCUACAAGCACUUGAUCGUUUCGUGGACGUCUUGCGGCAUGUGUCCAUUUCACUUCUUGUUGGGCGAUGCGCGCACCGUUAGUGUGUGAAACCACUGUCAUUUGUAAUUGAAUUCGUUUAAUGUCAGUGAGAAAUUCGGUGUUCUAGCAUAACGAUUUUCUCUCUCGUGCUUGAUUCAAGUGUGAGCGACCCCUGGUGCCAAAGAGCAACGAGUGCUUUCGAUAAAGGUUUAGGCCGAAGAAAGGAGAGAUUAGGCCCAUGCGCUAACUCUGGUCGCCUUCGUGUGGCAGGGAAACGUUUCUACUAAAUGAACUUUCCUUAAAGUUCGGGUGAAGUUCCG